This is a messenger RNA of Pogoniulus pusillus (Red-fronted tinkerbird), 939 nucleotides long. It is a transcript of the gene LRRC52, whose product is annotated as leucine rich repeat containing 52. NCBI's taxonomy places the organism in Eukaryota, Metazoa, Chordata, Aves, Piciformes, Lybiidae. Gene Ontology annotation, molecular function: potassium channel activator activity; voltage-gated potassium channel activity; transmembrane transporter binding. The transcript is spliced from 2 exons. Gene Ontology annotation, cellular component: voltage-gated potassium channel complex. The record is from RefSeq and is a predicted model, not a curated record. The coding region runs from base 61 to 939 and encodes 292 amino acids.
AGCUUCCAUAGGGCUGCUCGCAGACCCCAAGGGGCUGAGUGGCCUGGAAGGUGUUAGACCAUGUCUCACUCAGGUGGAGCACAGCCCUUGGGCCUCGUGUUUCUUUUGGGGAUGGGGAUGGCAUCGGAGAGGACAAACUGCCCAAGCAGGUGUACCUGUCAGUACCUGGAGGUGAACUGCACAGGGCAACAGCUGCAUGAGUUCCCUGCAGCCAUCCCGCUGGACACCAGGCAGCUGGUUCUGGCAGUAAACAACAUCUCGUACCUGCCAGCAGUGGAAUUGAGCUUCUUGGCUGAUUUGGUCUAUCUGGACUGCAGGAAGAACUUCUUGGGGGAUGACCUGGAUUUCACUUUCAUUGGUGUGGCCAAGCUUGUCUAUCUGGACCUCAGUUUCAACAAUCUCACGCAGGUCACCUUCAGCACCUUCUCCAACCUCCUUAGCCUGGUGGUUUUGAAGAUGUCAGACAAUCCUAACCUUGUGGCCAUUGAAAAGGAUGCGUUCACCAACAACACCUGGCUGAGGCACUUGGAUGUGAGCCGGACGGGCUUAACAUUCCUGGACACCAGCACUGUCCGUGACCUGCCCAACCUGAGGUUUCUGGGGCUCAGUGACAACCCAUGGCACUGCAACUGUUCCUUUUUGGACUUCAUCACCUGGAUGACAGAGAGCAACGUUCAUUUUCCAGAUGCUGACAAUGUCACCUGCUACACCCCAGAAGGCCUGCAUGACCGGAAAAUGCCCAUGGUGGAGGCACAGCUCCACUUCAGCUGCCUGACCCAGCUGUACAAGCAGGACUACAUCUUUCUGUGCCUCAUUGGCUUCUGCAUGUUCUUUGCUGGCACCAUGGCAGCCUGGCUAGCCGGCAUCUGUGUUGUCAUCUGUGAAUUCCAUGCUUCAAAGGGGGAGGAGGAAGAGGAGGAAGAGGACACAGUCACUUAG